Molecule: messenger RNA, 4188 nt
Organism: Closterium sp. Naga37s-1
Lineage: Eukaryota; Viridiplantae; Streptophyta; Zygnematophyceae; Desmidiales; Closteriaceae
Source: the annotation of a GenBank genome assembly
AUGUGCCAGCCUCAGGUAUCGACGAGCAUUUUCGACACGCAGAUAUCGAGUCAGGAGGAGAGUGGUCUCUUGGAGGAGCUACUGAGGCGCCACGGGCGACUUGAGAACCCCAUCAUUGCGCCGCCCUUAAUGUACGGCCAGCCUCGUCCGCUUAUUGGAAACCCUCGAAUCCCGAAUCAGGAGGAGAGUGGUCUCUUGAGGCGCCAUAAGCGACUUGAAGGUGCCACUUCAGCACCCGAUAUGUAUCCGCCUCGCUUGCCAGUGCAUUCUCACGAGUCCGCGGCCCUUCCAUCUCGUUCAAAUCAUGCUUCAAAGGAUUCUUCUAAAGUCCCCUCUUUGGAGAGAGCCAUCGUUGAGCUUUUUGAAGAGGAGCAGCGGCAGCAGCAGCGACAGCAACAGCAGCAGCAGCAGCAGCAGCAGCAGCAGCAGCAGCAAGUGGCAGUGGAGAGCUGGAUCGCACAUGCUUUGGGCGCCUACGCAACAGAGAGCAUGGUGAUUGGUGAUGUGAACACCACCAAUGAUGAAGGUGCAGCAACCAGAAGAGCGAGCAUGGUCGUCACAGGCUCCGGAGGUAUCUCUACCAUCGACCAAGAUGCAGCAGCAUCGGCCUCUUUGGUGCAUCAGCAGCACGUGGCGACAACCAGAAGAACGAGCAUGGUCGCCACAGGCUCUGGAGGUAUCUCUACCAUCGACCAAGAUGCAGCAGCAUCGGCCUCUUUGGUGCAUCAGCAGCACGUGGCGACAACCAGAAGAACGAGCAUGGUCGCCACAGGCUCUGGAGGUAUCUCUACCAUCGACCAAGAUGCAGCAGCAUCGGCCUCUUUGGUGCAUCAGCAGCACGUGGCGACAACCAGAAGAACGAGCAUGGUCGCCACAGGCUCUGGAGGUAUCUCUACCAUCGACCAAGAUGCAGCAGCAUCGGCCUCUUUGGUCCUGCAGCAGCGAGUGGCGACAACCAGCUGGGUGGCACAGGCUGAGCUGGCAGGGCUGACUCUGCCGCCCGAUCUGAUCCAGAAAUCUGCACGUGCUGCUCGGUUUGCGCAGAUGCAGAUGCAGGAGCAAGUUGAGGCGGCGGGGUCACCAACUCUGCAAGGGAGUUCUGAAAGUUUGCUGGGGGGGAUGCAGGGAAUGAUGCUGCAGGAGGGAAUGAUGCUGGAAGGAGGGAUGAUGCAGCGGGGGAUGUUGCCGGAGGGAGGGAUGCAGGAACCUUCGUUUGAAGUGCCUGAGAAAUGCGCAUUGCAGGAGGGGGCAUGUCAGAAGCAGGCAUGGGAGGAGCAGGCAUGGGAGGAGCAGGCAUGGGAGGAGCAGGCAUGGCAGGAGGGGCAAGGCAGCGCCAGCAUGCAGAUUGCAUCUGCAGGCGAGCUUACUGGCCCAGGCAGCCUCAACACUCCUGAGAAUGCUUCACUUUCAGCCUCCCCAACAACCCCUCCUGCUGCUGCCGGCGCUGUUGUUGCUGCUGCCGAUGCUGCUGCACUUUUUUCUGAGGCUAAUGCUCUUUCUGCGGCGGCUGCUGCUGCCUACCCGCCCACUUCUUUUUUCUCGCCCAGCACUUGUGGCGUUCACUACACACCCGCAGCAGCGGGUUCUUCCUGUUCACCCGCUGCUCCUGCUGCUUCCUGUUCGCUCGCUUCUGCUGGUGCUUGUUCGGAGGGCAAAAGAGGGCAUGCCUUGACAGGACGGCAGCCUUUUGGAACAUCUAAGAGGUCUCUCUUCUUGCCCACCACUACUGGUGUUUCCUGCAUGCCCGCUGCUCCUGGUGCUCCCUUCUCACCAUCCGCCACUCGCGGUGCUUGCCACGGGAGGGAAACAGGACACGCCUUGACGAAGCAAGAGCCUCCUGCCACGUGGACGCCCCUGGUUGGAUUGGGGGAUGUCCCGCGGAGGUCGGAACUGAGGAGAGUGAGAGACGAAAACGGGAGCGUGAGACAGGCAAAGCUGGAGGAGGAGAGGUGGAGAGAGGAGGAGAGGUGGAGAGAGGAGGACUGGCGGCAUCGCAUACUUGACGCGAAGCAAAAUUCCCUUUUUGAGGCGCCACAGCAAUCGCCUUUUAAGUCAUCAAAGGGAUCGCCCUUCAAGGCACCAGAAACAUCGCCUUCUCAGGCACGAAAAAUACCCCCGCAGGAUUGGCGGCCGCGCAUUCGAGCCCUGUUGGAUGGGCAAGCGGCCCGAAUUGAAGUCCUGGAGAAUUCAGGAAAUGCAGCCGUCAAGACAUCAAGAUCUGCAGUGGAGGAGACAGCAUGUGGCUCGGCUGCAGGCGCAGGCGCGUCUAGGAGCACAUAUUCCCUUCCCGUCACUCGCAUUUCCCCUGCGACUCGUCCGCAUUUCCCUUUCCGUCGCCCACGCGUACUCCCCUCUUGUCACCCACGCUCACUCCCCUCCCGUCGCCUUCGCUCACUCCCCUACCGAUUCCACGCUCACUCCCCUCCCGUCGCCUUCGCUCACUCCCCUACCGCCGCCACGCUCACUCCCCUCCCGUCACCUUCGCUAGCUCCCCUACCGCCGCCACGCUCACUCCCCUCACGUCGCUCGCUCACGCUAACUCCCCAUCCAUCGCCCACGCGCGUUUCCCCUUCCGUCGCCCAUGCAAGCCCCCCUUCCGUCGCCCAUGCGCGUUUCCCCUUUCCGUCGAGAUGCGCGUUUCCCCUUCCGUCGCCCAUGCGCGUUUCCCCUUCCGUCGCCCAUGCGCGUUUCCCCUUCCGUCGCCCAUGCGAACUCCCCUCCCGUCGCCCACGCAAUCCCCCCUUCCGUCGCCCAUGCGCGUUUCCCCUUCCGUCGCCCACGCGAACUCCCCUCCCGUCGCCCACGCUAACUCCCCUUCCGUCGUGUACACCCAUCCCUCUCCUCCUCAUCCCUCUUAUCCCCAUCCUUCACCUCCCCGUCCCUCUUCUCCCCAUCCCUCACCUCCCCAUGCCUCGUCCCCCCAUUCCUCAUCUCCCCAUCCCUCAUCUCCCCAUCCCUCAUCUCCCCAUGCCUCGCAUCCCCAUCCCUCACCUUACCAUCCCUCACCUCCCCAUCCCUCACCUCCCCACGCCUCACCUCCCCAUCCCUCAUCUCCCCAUCCCUCAUCUCCCCAUGCCUCGUCCCCCCAUCCCUCAUCUCCCCAUCCCUCAUCCCCCCAUCCCUCUCCGCCCCAUCCCACAUCUCCCCAUCCCUCUUCUCCCCGUCCCUCAUGUCCCCAUCCCUCAUCUUACCAUCCCUCUUCUCCCCGUGCCUCCCCUCCCCAUUUUUCAUCUCCUUAACCCUCACCUCCCAAUCCCUCUACACCCCAUCCCUCCUCUACCCAUCCCCAUUCUCCCCAUCCCUCCUCUCCUUAUCCCUCACCUCCCAAUCCCUCUCCGCCCCAUCCCUCACCUCCCAAUCCCUCUCCGCCCCAUCCCUCAUCUCCCCAUCCCUCAUCUCCCAAUCCCUCAACUCCCCAUCCCUCAUCUCCCCAUGCCUCGUCCCCCCAUCCCUCAUCUCCCCAUCCCUCAUCCCCCCAUCCCUCUCCGCCCCAUCCCACAUCUCCCCAUCCCUCACCUCCCCGUCCCUCAUGUCCCCAUCCCUCAUCUGACCAUCCCUCUUCUCCCCAUGCCUCCCCUCCCCAUUUUUCAUCUCCUUAACCCUCACCUCCCAAUCCCUCUACACCCCAUCCCUCCUCUACCCAUCCCCAUUCUCCCCAUCCCGCUUCUCCCCAUCCCUCCUCUCCUUAUCCCUCACCUCCCAAUCCCUCUCCGCCCCAUCCCUCACCUCCCCAUGCCUCACCUCCCCAUCCCUCAUCUCCCCAUCCCUCAUCUCCCCAUGCCUCGUCCCCCCAUCCCUCAUCUCCCCAUCCCUCAUCCCCCAUCCCUUCCCCGUAUCCCCCUUUCCCCUCCCAUGUCUUCCCCUUUCGCUUUCCUCACCCCCCAUCGCUUCCCCGCAUCCUCCUUUCCUUUUACCCAUCCUCCUUCCCUUACCCCAUCCCCAUUCCCUUCCCCCAUCCCCCUUCCCUUUCCUCAUCCCCCUUUGCUUCCCCCUCUGCUGUCACCUCCCUUCCCCCUCUGCUGUCACCUCCCUUCCCCCUCUACUGUCACCUCCCUUCCCCCUCUGCUGUCACCUCCCUUCCCCCUCUGCUGUCACCUCCCUUCCCCCUCUGCUGUCACAAACUAUUCCGCCAAACAAUCACUUCCUCCCUUCCUCCCAUGCCUAACCUCGCUGUCCUCCCAUGCCUAA